Messenger RNA from Emiliania huxleyi CCMP1516, 309 nucleotides. RefSeq lists its product as hypothetical. Lineage: Eukaryota; Haptophyta; Isochrysidales; Noelaerhabdaceae. The transcript has 2 exons. The record is from RefSeq and is a predicted model, not a curated record. The coding region runs from base 1 to 309 and encodes 102 amino acids.
AUGGACAAGUCUGGCCUCGAGGGCUUUGCUAAGGAGGCGCGACAGCCUGUGCCGCCGGCCCAAUGCCCGCAGCUCAACCCCGUCGUCGGCUACUGGGACCCGCUCAACCUCUCUAACGGCGAGUUCUGGGGCGACUCGAACUCAGCGACGAUCGGCUUCCUGCGCGAGUCGGAGAUCAAGCACGGCCGCGUCGCGAUGGCCGGCUUUGUGGGCUACAUCGUGCAUGCCAACGACAUUCGCUUCCCGUGGGACAAGGUUGCGAUGGCGGCGCCAAAGGGAGUGUUGUUUACAUGGGUGCGCUUUGACUAA